AUGCAGGGCAGCCCCACUGCGCCGCCAGAUCCCCUGAGGGCCGGCAGUCCCGGCGGGGCCGCGGGGGGGGCCGGGCCGGCGGCCAGCCGGCCGGCGGCCGCCGGCGCCGCGUCCGACAGCUGCGUGCUCAAGCUCAAGGGCCUGCCGUACUCCACCACCCAGCAGGAGAUCCUGGACUUCUUCUCGGGCUUCCAGAUCAGGAAGGUGGAAUUCGUCCUGGACCCCGACGGCAGGCCCAGCGGAUUGGCCUUCGCCGAAUUUGAGAGCACAGAGGAAGCCCUGCGGGCGAUGAGCAUGAAUGGCAAGUACAUCGGCGACCGGUACGUCAAGCUGCUCCACGUGCCCAAGCAGGAGAUGGUGGAGCAGGUGGCGUUCGGAACGACCAUCAUCCCAAGCGCUCGCACCCGGGCCCUGGUGCCGCCGGCCUCCAGCAGCCUCCUGCCGGGCGCGGGGCUGAGCAUGGGCCUCGGCGUCGGCGUCAACCCGCAGUACCUGGACCCCAGGGUGGACCCAAGGCUGGACCCCAGGCUGGCGAACUACCCGCAGCAGCUCAUGCAGCCUCAGAUGUCGGUGAUGCCUGGAUACGAGCAGCUCGUGGGGGCAGCGGCCCAGGGCUUUGUGCACAACCCAAUCAACGACCUCACGAAGGGCAUGCAGUCUCUGCACCUGAUCCAGUCGGCCCCAAGGCCCCAUGUGCUGACAGAUGGCAGCACUGUCAAGAUGCGCGGCCUACCCUUCCGCGCCAGCAAGCAGGAGGUGCUCGAGUUCUUCGCGGAGUACGAGAUGAUCCCCGACUCACUGCACAUAGGGGUGGACAGGCUGGGCCGCCCAAGCGGCGAGGGAUGGCUCACUUUCUCAAACCCCAACGAGGCCCGACGUGCAGUGCGCGACAGGAACAGGCAGUACCUGGGCAACCGGUACCUUGAGCUGUCCAUCUGCUAA
Ostreobium quekettii is the source of this 942-nucleotide messenger RNA. The record is from the annotation of a GenBank genome assembly. NCBI's taxonomy places the organism in Eukaryota, Viridiplantae, Chlorophyta, Ulvophyceae, Bryopsidales, Ostreobiaceae.